Bursaphelenchus okinawaensis is the source of this 1091-nucleotide messenger RNA. Lineage: Eukaryota; Metazoa; Nematoda; Chromadorea; Rhabditida; Aphelenchoididae. The record is from the annotation of a GenBank genome assembly.
AUGGCGUUGAGAUGUCAAUACGAAAGCUCCAGCGACGUCGCUGUCUUCUGUAAGCUCACAAAUGCGUACUGUUUAGUUGGUAUUGGCGGAACGUCACACUUUUACAGGUAUGUCGAGUUUAUUUUCUUGUUUAUCGAUUUAGAUAAUGGAGUUUUGUAACGAUAUUGUAGUAGAUACAACUAGGAAGCUUCGACUUUAAUUUUUUGUGUUGAAAACGGUCUGGGUGUCAAGAAUAUCUUGUGGUUUAGCAAGGGGAUGCUUUUACGAUGCAUACCAAAUUGAAAUAUGUUGUUUUACUUUUUUUAUAUUUUAAAAUUUUAAAUUUUAGUUGUAGUUGGCAUAAAAUGCUGAUUUUUAUGGGUUUUUUUAUAGAUUCCUGAUGGAAAUUACCAAGAUUUGUGAUUUUGUUAGUUAAUUAGGUAAUAAAAUGCUUCUGGAAUACAAUAAUUUGAUUCUUUAGUAUUGUCGAAGCCGAAUUGGCCGAUGUUAUCCCUGUCAUACACUGUACCAUCGCCGGAACCUCGAUUGUUGGCCGAAUCUGUGCUGGUAAUCGCCACGGCCUGCUUGUACCUGACUCAACCACAGACAACGAGCUUCAGCACCUCAGGAAUUCCUUACCAGACUCAGUAGCCAUCAGACGGGUAAAUGAACGACUCUCAGCCUUAGGAAACGUGAUUUCUUGCAACGACCACGUUGCCAUCGUUCACGCUGACAUUGGAAAGGAGUUGGAAGAAGCCUUGAAGGAAGUGUUGAAGGUCGAAGUCUUUAGGAUGAACUUGGGAGAGCAUGCAUUGGUUGGAUCGUAUUCAUGCGUAACAUCACAUGGAGCUCUGGUGUCAGCUAAGACCCCGCCUCAAACCCAGAGAGAGUUGGCUUCGCUUCUACAAGUACCAGUUGUAGCUGGUACCGUGAACAGAGGGUCAGAGCUUGUUGGGGCUGGAGUUUGUGCCAAUGAUUGGAUGGCUAUUUGUGGGUUGAACACAACAUCAGCAGAGUUGUCAGUUAUCGAAUCUAUCUUCAAGUUGGGAGAUCAGAACCCAUCAGCUAUAUCAAAGGAGUUACGUGACACGCUCAUUGAGAGCAUGUUGUAA